Messenger RNA from Pistacia vera, 1496 nucleotides. Its product is annotated as 5'-nucleotidase SurE-like. The record is from RefSeq and is a predicted model, not a curated record. Lineage: Eukaryota; Viridiplantae; Streptophyta; Magnoliopsida; Sapindales; Anacardiaceae. Gene Ontology annotation, molecular function: nucleotidase activity. The transcript has 10 exons. The coding region runs from base 86 to 1240 and encodes 384 amino acids.
AACACACUCCUGCAACAAUUCUCUCAAGUUCUCUCCGUAUCUUACUCUUUUCCAAUCAAAAUUCAAAACAAUCUCUAAUCUGACAAUGACGACUUCUGUAAAGAACAACUUCAUGCCUCCCGCGCUGAUCUCGAAUCUUCAGCAAGUACUCAUCAGUAGAAACGACGCCGUUGAAGAACAGUCCAAUUCCAAGUCCAAGGAAUUAAACGGAAAAUGCUGUUCAAAUAACGGCGAUGAGGCUAAUGUAGAGAAGGAUAGUGAGAAGCCUGUGAUAUUGUUAACAAACGGAGAAGGAAUAGAGUCUCCUGGACUCACAUCACUCGUCGAAGCUCUUGUGCGUGAUUGUCUGUUUAACGUCCAUGUCUGCGCGCCUCAAUCGGAUAAAUCGGCGUCAGGUCAUUCUGUGACGGUGAGAGAGACUCUUGCUGUGAGUUCAGUUGAAAUGAAUGGCGCUACUGCUUUUGAAGUUUCUGGGACUCCUGCGGAUUGUGUAUCUUUAGCUUUAUCUGGAGCAUUGUUUUCUUGGACAAAGCCAGUUUUGGUAAUCAGCGGAAUAAACAUGGGAUCAAGCUGUGGCCAUAAGAUGUUCUACUCUGGGGCUUUUGCUGGAGCUAGAGAGGCCCUGAUAUGUGGUGUACCUUCGCUUUGCCUAUCAUUAAACUGGAAGAAGGAUGUGAGCUCUGAAAGUGAUCUAAAAGAUGCAGCCAGUGUCUGUUUACCAUUGAUAUAUGCAGCUGUAAAAGAUAUUGAGAGCGGGAUUUAUCCAAAAGGUUGCUUAUUGAGUGUGGACAUUCCCAUUACUCCCUUAACUAACAAGGGAUUGAAGGUGACUAAGCAGAGUAUGUGUAGGUCAUCUCUAAGCUGGCAAGCAGCAUCCGCAAACAGACAUCCUUCAGCUGGCCACUUCAUGUCCAACCAGCAAAGCCUUGGUAUUAAGCUUGCACAGCUCAGUCGGGAUGCCUCUGCAGCUGGUGCAGCACGGCGGUUGAACUCACAUCGGAAGAAUGUGGAGAUUGAAUCUAUUGGGGUUGCAGGAAAGUUUAAUACUCAGCAAAAAGUAAAAAAAUACUUCCGUUUAGAGUUAUUGGAGAAGGAGUCAGAAAAUGUAGAUGAUGAUCUAGAUUUUAGAGCUGUUGAAGAUGGAUUUGUUGCUGUCACUCCCUUUUCUUUAUCUUCAACAAUGCAGUCAGAAAUUCAAACCUUGGUUUCAGAUUGGAUUGUUGCUGCAAAAUGCAAAUAGCAGGAACCGUUGAAGCUUUCAUCCUAUCAAUCCACUCACGUGGCUCGGAUGGUCUCGGCAAGAUAGUAUUUGGUAACUUAUGAAGCAGAUGCUUUCAGUCCCUGUCAUUGAUUUUUAGAAUAUACAGGUUUUAUGCGUCUGUUAAUUCAUAUAUGUUACCAUGCAUUCUGUAAAUUAUAUGUGCUUCAGUUUCUGUAUGCUACAACUUGUUCAGUUUGAAAUAAUCUCUUAUCUGGGAGAUGUGUGAUCUUGUUUU